Molecule: messenger RNA, 6898 nt
Organism: Symphalangus syndactylus (siamang)
Lineage: Eukaryota; Metazoa; Chordata; Mammalia; Primates; Hylobatidae
Gene: ATOSA
Product: atos homolog A
Source: RefSeq, a predicted model, not a curated record
UUCUCUUUCUUAGUCACAUGGCCAUCUUCCCUGUGUGUCUUCUACCUUCAAACCUCUCCUUCUUAUCAGGACACUAGUCACUGGAUUUGGAAUCUACCCUAAUAAUCCACCUCAUCUUAACUUCAUUACUGUACAUAUCUAAGUUCACAUUCACAGAUGGGGGAUGGGAGUAGGACUGCAACACAUUUUUUUUUUGAGGGGAGAACACAUUUCAACCCACAAUGGGUUCCUACUAUUAUGAGACAACAUAUAAUGUAUACAUUGCCCCAAAAGUAUAAUGAAAAUGUAUCAUUUACAAAUGAAAUUUGUGCUACCCACCAAUUUCUCAACUCUAGCUUUAUCCCACUAGGGAGAAAAUGCCAGCCAGUAUUAGACAUGCAGACUACAGGCAUGCACAAGAAAAGCAUAUUAGAGAAUACAUAGGUUAACAUUUAUUGAGCUCCUACUUUAUAUCCAGUUAUUUGCUAAGUGCUAGGGAUACAAGAAAGAAGAAGGUACCAAUCCCUGCUCUGGUGGAGCUCAUCCUGGUAGCCUGGACUGGUUCCAUAACUUUGGUCAUAGUAACAGCCUUGUAUUCAUAAAGUGAGCAAACCAGUUAUCCUCAUCACCUUAAUAAGUAAAAGAACUUAGAGACAGUCAUUACAGAUUGAUCAUACACCACCCAUUUUGACAAAAUCUGUAAAAAUUGAGGGGAUGAAGAUGAGUUACUGAAGAUGAGUUAACUUUUUUUUGAAGUAAAUUACUCAUAUAUGGCUUUGAAACCCUAAGGGAAAGCAAAAUGGAAAGCAAAUCAGAUGAAAAGAGGGUAAGGUUCCUGCUUGCUAUCUUGAUUCUCUUGCUUACCCUUACCCUUCACCAACUAGGAACUAGAAACAUUUGUUCUGUUUACGUGUUCUGAGGUGUGAACAGAGCACCUUAGAGUGAAUUGCCAUUUCAAGUCAUUAUUUCCAAACGCUCUGAACAUGUAUUACAUAAUCAUAGGAUAAAAGAAAGCGAUAACUAUUGUCAGAGUCUAAACAUCUCACUUUUACAGGUGAAACAAAGGUGUUAGAAUGUGACUUGAUUAGGGCCAUGUAACUGUAAUAGUACUAUAAGCUCCUUGAAAGUAGUGACCCUAUCUGGUUUUGGUGACCCUUAUAUUCUCAGAAACUUGUAGGUACCUAGCAGGUAGUAUUCAGUAAAUGCGUAUUACGGAAUGAAACAAUUUGAAUGAGUCAGAAAUACACCUUUUAAAUACUUUUUCUACUGCCAUAAUGAUUUCAAAUUUUUGAACAGGUUUAAGAUUCUAAAUUUAAAAAAACUUCAGGUUAGUCUAACAAAUGUUGAUAUCAUCAUUUAUCCAUGUGCUGUUAAAAAUUAUUUAAAAGAGAAUAGUUUGUGCUACAGACUAAUAGUCUUGGCUUCUGCUCUCAACAUUUCCUGGUCUUUUUACCUCUUUUGCAUUAGAUAGAGGAAGAAAGAAUCUAAACCAGAUUUUGCUGCCUGUUCACCCAGUAAGCCUUUUACAAUGGCUGUUAUUUGGUCCCAGCUGUUGUGCUAAAUUUAGGUUUUUGGCUUAUCUGUAACUGUUCUGUCUCCCGUUACCAAGGUUAAUUGCAAAGUGAUUUUAGAACAAGUAAAACUUCAGUUCAUUUUUUAAAAACUACAUAAUACAGUAUUCAAUAAUAUCAAAGUCAAAUCCACUGGGAUUUAACAUUUGUAGCAUUUUAUAGAUUAAAGAACUGUUCCCAUUUGUCAGUUUCAUCUUCAUGAUGCCAGAACAUUUCAGAGAAAAUGAAAUGUUACCCUCCUGAAUGUUCUCUCUGCUCUGAUUAGAUACAAUCGUGGAGUUAAGGUUAACAAUUUCAGUUGUACAUGUUAUUUUACUGUACAUAUCUAAGCACUAGAAAAUAUUACUUUUUAAAUAUUUCAUGCUUUUUUUAUAAGAACUUUAUCUGAGGCCAAAAAAAUAGAACUACCAAUCUUGCAGUUUAUAAAACUCUUCUGAUGUGAAAAUAAUAGACUUAUUGUAAAAAAAUUUUAAAACAGAAGGGCACAAAUAAAAAAAAUCACCUUAGACUUGUCCUAGUACUUUCCUGUGAUCCUUUUAUGCAAAAUUAUAUGUAAAAAAACUUUUUCUAAUGAAACCAAAGAGCCUUGCAAAUUUUUACUUGUCUCCAUUUGGGCUCAUGCCCAUAUGUACUUUGUCUAUAGACUGAGUAGCUAAUAGCUGCAGCGCUUGUUAGGAUUGGGUUUUUUUUAAGUACAGAUUCUUGUCAUCUGUUUGUGUUUAAAUGACGACAACAUCACAACAUGAAAUGCCAUGAUGUCACAUUGCUAUAGCACAACAACAAAAUUACAGCUCCCCAACAAUAACAUGCUGUCAAAGUGUCCUCCUGCCCAUGAGUCAGUGUUUUAGAAGUUAUGAAGAUUAUUUUUAGCACAGCGAGUGUCUUGGAAGCUUGGCUUCUGAAUCCUACUAAAAUCCUUAGUGAUUUGGUAAAAUCUAGGGUGGGGGUGGGCUUCCUGUUCUUAAAUUCUCCCACUCCCUGACCCGCAUAGCUGCCCACCCUCCUGUCCCGGUCACAUUAAACCCAGGUUCCAUUAUGCACUGCAAUCCACUUGGGGCUCGAUCACAACUCUGCGCCAGCAUCCCGUGAGGGGGGGGAGGAGGAGGAGGAGGAGGAGGAGGAGGAGGAGGAGGAGGCGGCGGAGGAGGAGGAGGAGGGUGGGGGAGGGGGAGGAGGAGGAGGAGGAGGAGACUAUAAUUAUCCUCCACGUCUGGGGCAGGCCCUUAGAUGACAUCUUCCCAGUUACCCUGCGCUCUAAUAGCGCAGCUCCGAUUCCUGGUCUCAGAAUCCAGGCGCGCCUCGGCCGGCUGGGAGCGCAUCCGAAGUGCCUGGGACCUCUCGGGCUUCCGGGACUCUGCUGGUGUCUCCCAGCCGCCAUCUCCGGCGCCCUCGCACCCGCCAGGCACCUGCACCGAAAACCCGGCCCCAAACUAGCGCCCCGGGGCGAGCGGCGGCAUUGCCAUAGUAACCGGGCGCCAGGACCGCGGAGGCCGCCGGGGAGGAAGUGACGAGCGGGCAUUUCGAAAGCGAAGCAGAAGCCGUAGAAUCAGCGGCGAGCCUGUUCAAAGAACCCACAGGUGCAUUUCACAGACUCUGGGUGAAAAUUGGAUGUGAAAAUGAAGCCAGACCGAGAUACUCUGGAUGAAUAUUUUGAAUAUGAUGCAGAGGAGUUCUUGGUCUCUUUGGCCUUGCUGAUAACAGAAGGACGAACACCUGAAUGUUCUGUAAAAGGUCGAACAGAAAGCUUUCAUUGCCCUCCAGCACAGUCUUGUUACCCAGUAACUACCAAACAUGAAUGUAGUGACAAGCUGGCCCAGUGCCGCCAAGCCAGACGAACUAGGUCUGAGGUCACAUUGUUGUGGAAGAAUAACCUUCCAAUCAUGGUGGAAAUGAUGCUACUACCAGACUGCUGCUACAGCGAUGAUGGGCCCACCACAGAGGGAAUUGAUCUAAAUGAUCCUGCAAUUAAGCAAGAUGCAUUAUUAUUAGAAAGAUGGAUCUUGGAGCCAGUUCCUCGACAGAAUGGUGACCGAUUUAUUGAAGAGAAGACGCUUCUGUUGGCUGUCCGCUCAUUUGUGUUUUUUUCUCAAUUAAGUGCAUGGCUGAGUGUUUCUCAUGGUGCUAUUCCACGAAAUAUUCUCUACAGAAUCAGUGCUGCUGAUGCAGACCUACAGUGGAAUUUUUCACAGACUCCAAUUGAGCAUGUGUUUCCUGUUCCCAAUGUUUCUCACAAUGUUGCCUUGAAAGUCAGUGUUCAGUCCUUGCCCAGACAAUCUAAUUAUCCAGUUUUGACCUGCAGUAUUCACACUAAUAUUGGCCUUUAUGAGAAAAGAAUUCAACAACAUAAACUUAAAACUCAUCAGCACCAUAAUCCAAAUGAAGUAGAACAAUGUGGUACAAACAGUUCACAGCGUCUGUGUAGCAAACAAACUUGGACCAUGGCACCUGAAAGUGUGUUACCUGCAAAAAGUGGCCCAAGUCCAGAAUAUACUGCAGCUGUCAAAAAUGUCAAACUGUAUCCAGGCACUGGCAGUAAAUCUGACCAUGGGACAUCUCAAGCCAAUAUUCUAGGCUUUAGUGGUAUAGGCGAUAUAAAAUCACACGAAACAUCAGUGAGAACUUUAAAAUCAUUUUCAAUGGUUGAUUCCAGUAUCUCUAACCGCCAGAGUUUCUGGCAGUCAGCUGGUGAGACUAACCCUUUAAUAGGCUCUUUAAUUCAGGAGCGGCAAGACAUCAUUGCAAGAAUUGCCCUACAUUUGAUUCAUUGUGAUCCAAGCACUUCACAUGUUUCUGGACAUCCAUUUAAUACUCGAGAGUCUAGUUCACUCCAUUCAAAACUUUUCCGGGUUUCACAAGAAAAUGAGAAUGUGGGAAAAGGUAAAGAAACUUUCUCCAUGACUUAUGGUAGUCCAGAGUUUACUUCCCCAGAAGACACCAAUGAGGGGAAAAUUCGACUAAAACCAGAAACUCCUCGAAGUGAAACUUGUAUUUCUAAUGACUUUUAUUCUCAUAUGCCUGUUGGAGAGAUUAAUCCUUUGAUAGGCUCUUUACUCCAGGAGCGGCAAGAUGUUAUUGCAAGGAUUGCUCAACACUUGGAGCACAUUGAUCCAACAGCAUCACAUAUCCCCCGGCAGUCAUUCAACAUGCAUGACUCCAGUGCAGUUGCAUCUAAAGUGUUUAGGAGUUCAUAUGAAGACAAAAAUUUGUUGAAGAAAAAUAAGGAUGAGUCCUCAGUUUCCAUUUCUCACACAAAAUGUUCCUUGUUAGGAGACACCAGUGAUGGGAAAAACUUAAUACCUAAUAAAUGUUUUACUUCUUUUAAAAAUAAUAGUAACGAAAAGUCUUCUUUGAAACAUCAAACAAGAAAUCAGUGUCAGAACAAUCCUAGUGAAAUCAUCCAAAGUACAUAUCAGGAGACACAGAACAAAAGUUCUAGUUUAUCGACUUCCUCAGUUUUGUCUCAGCACAAAGAAAAUAACUUAGAUUUGACAAGCAGAUUUAAGGAGCAAGAAAUGAGCAAUGGAAUUGAUAAACAGUAUUCAAAUUGCACCAGUAUUGACAAACAGAUAAUUUGUACAAAUAAGUAUAAGGAAAAAAUAAUAAAUGAGAACUAUAAUCCAAAAUUCUUUGGCAAUCUUCAAUCUGAUCAUUCAAAAAAAAAUGACUCAAAAAUAAAAGUUACUGUGUUGGAAAUGUCUGAAUAUUUGAACAAAUAUGAAAGCAUGUCCUCAAAUAAAGACUCAAAAAGGCCUAAGACAUGUGAGCAAAAUACUCAACUUAAUAGCAUAGAGAAUUAUCUCAAUAAAGAUAAUGAAGGUUUCAAAUGUAAGAAGUCAGACCAAUUAAAAAAUGAACAGGAUAAGAAAGAAGAUCCAACUAAUGAAAAAUCCCAAAACUAUUCUCAGAGAAGAAGUAUAAAAGACUGUUUGUCUACAUGUGAGCAACCAAAAAAUACAGAGGUAUUGAGGACUACACUGAAACAUUCAAAUGUAUGGCGAAAACAUAAUUUUCAUUCCUUGGAUGGAACUUCAACUAGAGCCUUUCAUCCUCAAACUGGAUUGCCUCUUCUUUCAAGCCCUGUUCCUCAAAGAAAAACACAAUCAGGUUGCUUUGAUCUGGAUUCUUCAUUACUACAUCUGAAAAGCUUCUCAUCUAGAAGUCCUCGACCAUGUUUAAACAUUGAAGAUGAUCCAGAUAUUCAUGAAAAACCAUUUUUGAGUUCUAGUGCUCCACCUAUAACAAGUCUUAGUCUCCUAGGAAAUUUUGAGGAAUCUGUCUUGAACUAUCGUUUCGAUCCUCUCGGCAUUGUUGAUGGUUUUACUGCCGAGGUAGGGGCAAGCGGUGCUUUCUGCCCCACACAUUUGACUCUUCCAGUUGAAGUGUCAUUCUACAGUGUUUCAGAUGACAAUGCUCCCUCUCCUUAUAUGGGUGUGAUUACUUUAGAGUCCCUUGGUAAAAGGGGUUAUCGAGUACCUCCUUCAGGAACAAUACAAGUGACCUUAUUUAAUCCUAAUAAGACUGUGGUGAAGAUGUUUGUUGUGAUAUAUGAUUUACGAGAUAUGCCAGCCAAUCAUCAGACAUUCCUACGACAAAGAACUUUUUCUGUACCUGUUAAACAAGAAGUGAAGAGAAGCGUUAAUAGAGAGAACAUCCGACACACAGAAGAACGGUUAUUACGCUACCUCAUACAUCUGAGGUUCCAGAGUUCUAAAUCUGGAAAGAUCUACCUCCAUAGAGAUGUACGGCUCCUGUUCUCUAGAAAGUCAAUGGAGGUUGAUAGCGGUGCUGCAUAUGAACUCAAAUCUUACACUGAAUCGCCAACAAACCCUCAGUUUUCACCAAGAUGUUGAUAAGGAGUGAUGAUUUAAAGUAUUUACUCAGUACCCAAGUUUGCAAGUAAAAAUUAGCAUAGAAUGGAUUGUACCAAAUUAACAAUCAGGAGAGUGGAUCCUCUCCUGUUAUCCUGGACCAGUUUUUAUUAAAGGAUUCCUGAAAUGAAAUCCAUAUAUUCCAUGUAGACUGGAAAAACUCAUGUCCUAAUCCUUUUUGUACUGUUGAAACCACUUCAUUGGACAUGUUGCAAUAGCAAAACCCCCAGUUAGAUUAGUGUUUACACAUUUUAUUUCUCAGUUAUUUAAUAUUUAAUGUUUUCCUUAAUACUCAAGUGAUGUUUGUCCCUAGUGUUCUAAUGUAGCACAAAUCCUAUGUAAAAUCAUACUAUGUAUUUUUGACAUUAAUGUUGAAAUCUGAAAUAUAUGCACAAGUCUUUAAUUUUGUGUGAUGUGUUAAGUGCUGUUCAUUUAAGUUAUUGAAAAUGAGAAUAAAAUGUUGAGCUUCUUUAAAAUUAA